AUGCCAAUUAACCGAUGUUAUUCUUGCAUGUCACCAUUGUAUGAAGAGUUUUUCAAGAAUAACAUUAUGUCUAGAUUUUUCUUUGAACCAAAGAAUUUCACAUCACAAUGUGAUGAUCCAAUGCAGCCUUAUAACGUAGGCCUUGUGCCGUGUAGAUCAAUUUGUCUCAUCUUAACUCAGGAUUUUGUUGUUAUGGGAAGGAAGACGGGCAAAAAAUUAACAAUUCGUGGUUGCUCAUCAUCAAUAAACCGAUAUGGUUUUUACAAUCGAACAAUGACAUUAUUUGAUAGGUAUGACAUUUGUCGUGAUGUAAAGGCAUCGGAUUUGUUUCGUUAUGAGACCGAUUCACAACUUGUACGAGUUUGUUCUUGUCUAGGCGAUCGCUGUAAUGCUAGUAUUAAUCGGGCAACAAAUGCAGUGCAUGCACUUGCCUUUCUAUCUUUAUUCAUUAUGCUUUUAUGA
Dracunculus medinensis (Guinea worm) is the source of this 462-nucleotide messenger RNA. Lineage: Eukaryota; Metazoa; Nematoda; Chromadorea; Rhabditida; Dracunculidae. The record is from the annotation of a GenBank genome assembly.